This is a messenger RNA of Salvia splendens (bonfire salvia), 3602 nucleotides long. RefSeq lists its product as uncharacterized. Gene Ontology annotation, molecular function: chromatin binding; RNA polymerase II transcription regulatory region sequence-specific DNA binding; histone binding. The record is from RefSeq and is a predicted model, not a curated record. Lineage: Eukaryota; Viridiplantae; Streptophyta; Magnoliopsida; Lamiales; Lamiaceae. The transcript is spliced from 21 exons. Gene Ontology annotation, biological process: positive regulation of transcription by RNA polymerase II. Bases 392 to 3316 code for a protein of 974 amino acids. Gene Ontology annotation, cellular component: nucleus.
UAAAAUUAAAUGGGAGUUGAGUAAUCAGAAUGCAAAUCGCUGCAGAAAGGCACAAACCCUUCCCCUUUGGCUUUCUGCCCUUCCCCGCUUACAUCCCCACCGCGUCGCCGCCACUGUCGACGGAACUUUUCCUUUCUCCACUGCGAAAGUCCUACCCAGGCCUCAUCCUUCCUCCCACACUAAUUAUUUGAAGUAAUUUAUCAAUUUUCAGUUACGUUCAUUGCUAUAAAGAGUUUCUAAGACACGUCCGAAAAAUUCGAGAUGCUUCCUAAUGCACUGGUUUCAAUUCAUAAGGGUGCCUAUAGUAAUCUGUUAUAGAAUUUGCUCUGCAGGUGAAACAGAGCCCCUUGGCAUCAAGGUCCAACUAUUCAGCAUGUACUAACUGAAAAAUAUGGAUACCAGCGACAUAGUGGUUUCAUCCAUUCGUGCUGGGAUGAAGAGGGAGUUUGCCUUCCUGAUGAAGGCUCAGUCUGAAAUGGGGGGGCUUCCAGCAGGCAGGAGAGUAACCAGGUCCCAGAGAGGCGGUAGUUCCAGCAGAGACUAUGUGGUAAGUGGUAGUAAGAUUAAUAAGAAAAUGAAGGUGUAUGCUUCUAAGAAAUCGAAAAAGAUUGACGAAGAGAAACCAGAAACAGAUGAUGUAGUCAAGUUGGAGCCAACUAAUGUUGUGGAUAGUCAAGUUGUAGUUGACAUUGAAUCUGAUAUGGGCAACUGUUCAAGAGAUUUAGAUGCUGACUUAGUCAAUGUAAUUGGCGAUAAAGCAGAAGAAAAAGUAGGUGCAAUAAAUUUAGAUGUUGAGUCAGUUGCUGUAGUGGUCAAUGGAGCAGAAGAGAACGUCGGCCCAAGAAAUUUAGAGGCUGACUCAGUUGCUGUAGUGAGCGAUGAGGCAGAACAGAAAGUGGGUGCAAGAAAUUUAGAGGCUGACUCAGUUGCUGUGGUGAGCGAUGAAGCAAGACAGAAAGUGGGCGCAAGAAAUCUAGAGGUUGACUUAGUUGCUAUAGUGGGCGAUGAAGCAGGCGAGAAAGUGGGCGCUGAUUCAAGGGAAGACAUUAUCCAGACUUUGUGCACAGAUUCACCUGUGGAUCAGAUUGGAGGUUGUGAUAGAGUUUCUAUUCAUGAAGAUGAUAGACUACUAAACAGUAUCUCUGGUUUGGGAUGUGAGAGUACUGCAGAGCGUACAAGCUUGUCCUUGGCAAAGCCACUAAGGAGAUUUACACGCUCAGCUUUGAAGAUGCAGGAUGGGGCGAUAGAGUUAGGAUCGGGGGCAGGAGCUGUGGAGAGUAUGACUACAAGUCCGUCAAAGCUUGAAAUGAAAAUGUCAAAAAAGAUUGGGUUUAAAAGAGCUCCGAUUAAAUUAAAGGACCUUCUUGAGACAGGAUUGCUCGAGGGGCUUCAUGUUCGCUAUGUUAAUGGAUCAAAGAGGAGGAGGAGGCCUGAAUCUGAACUUCAGGGAGUUAUUAAGGGGAGUGGGAUAUUAUGUUCAUGUGAUGAAUGUGAGGGGAAAAAGGUUGUUACUCCUAAUCAAUUUGAAUUCCAUGCACAUAGUAGCAAUAAGCGCCCACCAGAGUAUAUAUAUUUGGAGAAUGGAAAAAGUCUUAGAGAUGUGCUUAAAGCAUGCAAGGCCAAUCCUUCAGAUCCGCUGGAAGGUGUCAUCCGUAAUGCAAUUGGCCGUUCUAAUUAUACAACCACUUUCUGUCUCAAUUGCAGAGGGUUGAUUCCUGAAACUGGUACUGGCCGAGCAAUGCUUCUUUGUGAUUCCUGUGUUCUACUAAAGGAGUCUGGCCCCAGUCAAGCUCAGAUCAGUGAUGUCACCCUCAGGUCUCCUUUGGCUGGUUCACCAGCUCCUGCGUCUUCUAUUUGUCUGCCUGAAGUUCUAGAUAUUGUUCAAGUUUCUCCACAUAGCCAACCUCAAGCUAAGAGUCAGGGGAAGCUGACACGGAAGGAUCUGAGAAUGCAUAAGUCUGUUUUAGCAGAAGAUCUGCUCCCUGAUGGCACUGCUUUGUCGUAUGUUAUGCAUGGAAAGAUAAGGCUUGAGGGUUACAAGAAAGAUGGUUCAAUCUUCUGCUUCUGUUGCAAGAAAGUGGUGAGCCCCUCCCAGUUCGAGGCUCAUGCUGGUUUUGCUUCACGUCGGAAGCCGUACAUGAGUAUAUACACUUCCAAUGGAGUUUCUCUGCAUCAGCUAUCCCUUGAAAUUUCCAGAAGUCGUAAAUCAUCUACUGAAGAAAAUGAUGACCUUUGUUCUAUUUGUGAGGAUGGAGGAGAUCUGUUAUGCUGUGAAAAUUGCCCACGAGCUUUCCACACUGAAUGUGUUGAUCUCUUGAGCAUUCCUCAGGGAAUAUGGUAUUGCAACUACUGCCAGAAUAUGUUUGAAAAGGAAAGGUUUGCAGAGAAUGACGCGAAUGCUAUCGCAGCUGGUAGAGUCCCUGGUGUAGAUCCACUAGAGGACAUCACCAGGAGGUGCAUUCGUAUUGUUGCAAAUGUUGAAAAAUAUAUUGGGGGUGGAUGUGUUAUUUGCAGAGUAGAUGAGUUCAGCAAGUCAGGUUUUAAUGACCACACAGUUAUGAUCUGUGAUCAGUGUGAGAGAGAAUAUCAUGUCAAAUGUCUAAGGGAGCUAGAGAUUGAGGAUUUGAAGGCACUUCCAGAAACCGAAUGGUUCUGCAGCAAAAAGUGCAGCAGUAUCCAUUCUAUACUUCACAAGAUGAUUGGUGAUGGUGACCAAAUGCUUCCAGAAGCUGUCCUUAAUGUCCUGGAGAGGAAAGGCGAUGGACAAGGUUCAGAGGAGAAUCCUAAGCUAGAUGUGAGAUGGAGGCUACUCAGAGGAAAAGUAUCUUCAGAGGACACCAGGGUUUGGCUUUCUGGUGCUGUCACUAUAUUUCAUGACCGAUUUGAUCCUAUAGCUGAUGCCAGCACCAGCCGUCUCGACCUUAUUCCAACAAUGGUUUAUGGAAGGAAAUUCAAAGACCAAGAAUUUUAUGGCAUGUAUUGUGCUAUAUUGACAGUUGGCUCUGCAGUAGUAUCAGCCGCCAUAGUGCGGGUUUUUGGGGAGGAAGUUGCAGAGCUUCCUCUAGUUGCAACAAGGAGUGAUUGUCAAGGAAAGGGAUACUUUCAGGCGCUCUUUGCCUGUAUUGAGCAUCUUUUGUUGUCACUCAACAUCAAGGAUCUGGUGCUUCCUGCAGCAGAUGAAGCAGAAUCACUGUGGAAAACCAGAUUUGGGUUUGAAAAACUUGACCUGGAAAAGUUAGAUGAAUACAAGAAGAGUUACCAGCUGAUGAUCUUUGAGGGAACUUCGAUUCUGCACAAGUCGAUGUCAAAGUCUUGAAGUAUCAACUGGAGUGUAUGUAUGUAGCAAGAUUUUUGAAGAGAUGGUUUUUCCCCAGCAUAGGCCAUUAAAAUUAUUUGGAUGGUUUUGUUCAUGUUAUAGAAUGUGAAAAUGCCAAAGUACAUAGAGGUAUACUUACACCUAGGUAGGCUGCAGCUCAAUUGUUAAUUGUAGGAUUAUGUGGUUGGAGUAGAAUCAUCUCCUGUGUAAUUUCCAUCUAUUUUUGUUCAACUGCUACAAGUCUUAUUUUUUCUUCUAAUUAUCACCAUUCUGUCUUAAUUCCUUA